This is a messenger RNA of Fukomys damarensis (Damara mole-rat), 1258 nucleotides long. Its product is annotated as basic proline-rich protein-like. Lineage: Eukaryota; Metazoa; Chordata; Mammalia; Rodentia; Bathyergidae. The record is from RefSeq and is a predicted model, not a curated record. The transcript is spliced from 4 exons. The coding region runs from base 1 to 1014 and encodes 337 amino acids.
AUGCUCAGUGGGACUCUGGACAUUGGAGGCAACCUAUACUGCAUUGGGAACAGCAGCACUGGCGGGGGAAGAGGGUUAGAAAACGACUGUGGCCCUGAGGAUAAGAAUUCUGUCAAGGCUAAGCUGCUCCUGGAGAAGGGCCAGCCCAGGAAAGGGGAGCGGAAGCCCAGCAUGGGCGGGGAGGUGCUGGCCACCCCCAGAAGCUCCCAGCUGCCCAACAGGACGUGUAAGGAGUCUGGGGUAGAAAGGGGGAAAGAGCAAGACCAGGCAGAGACGGAAGAGGGCCCUCCGGAGAGGAGAGGACGCCAGUUCCUGGCGCGGACCCAGCUGGCCCCUUAUCUGACCUGCCCCCAGGAGAGCCAAAGUCCAAAGAAGCUGGUGCCGAGCACCCCGUGGCUCCACUGGGCAGCCCGGCACAGGACCCAGCCAUCCCCCUUAGCUACCUCCCUGACCCCCCGCGAUGGGGACGCCCUGGAGGGAGGCCCUGGAGAGCCGGGCCGUGGACGCUGGCUUGCUGCCCACAGCCCCUACCUGGAGCACUUGUCAGGAGAUGGAGAAGCACCGCAGGCCGCGCAGCAGGCGAACUUCCCUGCUCUGCCUCCCCCUCCGGCCCCCGCACCAGCCCUGCUGCCCAACCACAUCCAGCGGCCUCCAUCGUCAUCUUGCAGCACCCCGGGGCCACUCCACGGCCACCCUGGCCUGGGUGCACGACAUCCUCCGGCCCCACCGACGCCAUCCUGUCGCACCUCACGCACUCCGUCAUCCCCGCCACCGCCACCUUCCUGGCCCGUCCUCACCACAUCCACCCGGGCCCUUCACCUUCCACCCAGUCCCGCACGCUGCCCUCUCCCCAACCCUGCUCGCCCCUCGGGCCGGGAGCCACCCAGGCCAGGGCAGGCGCCCCGAGAUUCUCCCCUCGGGGUGUGGGGCCGAGGCCGCCCCCUGGGUGGGCAGCGUCCAGCGUCCGGGAGCCAAAGAGCGGAGCUUGGGCUUGCAGGGCUGGGCUGCGGGUGAGGCUUGCUUUGGGUUCACUAUCACGGAUCCCCUUCCUCCUCGUGCUGUCCUCCUUUCCUGUGUUUGUGGGCUAGGGAGCUCCCGUCUGCUGCCCACGCCUUCAGGUCGUCACCUCCACGUGGCCCCUCUUUCUUGCCUCUACUUUUUAUCCUGCUCCUCUCUAUCAGCCCCGACACACUUUCCUUGUCUCUGACACGUGGAAGGUCCCGGCCAGUGAGUACUCUGCAGCCUGUGGGAGGCGACA